AUCUCGCCAUGCCCCUCAAGGACCUUCUCAGGGCCCGCUUCACCUCCGCCAUCCAGUCCAUCCCCCAGGGCUGGAAGAUCCUCAUCACAGACGACCACUCUCAGGCCCUCCUCGACACCGUCUACAAACAGUUCGACAUCCUCCAGCAGAAUGUCACUUCUGUGGAACCAUUGCACUCUCCUCGGCAGCAGAUGUCCGUCGACGCCAUCUAUCUCUUGACACCGACGCUGCAGAACGUCGACAGGAUCAUUGCCGACUUUAGCUUUGGGCGCACGACCUACAAGUCGGCCCAUGUUUAUUUCAUCGACGGCGUCGACGAUGGGCUGGCACAGAGGCUGACCGAGGGGAUGCCGCCUGGGAUAUUACAGGCUUUCGUCGAGCUGUACUGCAACUUUCAGGCUAUCGAGGACAGAGUCUUCUCCCUCAAUGCUCCGUGGUCCAUGUUUACCAUGUUCGGCAACCCCGGCGGUAUCUCGUCGUCCGACCUGUCCAAGGAAGCCUUUGAAGACGACGUCAAAGUGGCCGGGAGAUCCAUCCUCAAUGUUCUAGCAACCAUCAACGAAAACCCCCACAUCCGCUAUUACCAACCCUCCCACCACGCGCCUCUCGGUCCCCUAGCUUCCACCGCCCACCAGCCAGGCGCACCCUCCUCUUCGGCGCCUCACAGUCAGCCCCAAGGCGCUAGUCUCAGGUGGCGUUCAGCAAUGGGCGGCUCGAGUUCCAAGAGCCCCGUGCAAGGGGAGUAUUUGAGUAAGAAGAUUGCCAUGCAGGUGCAAAGUGAUCUAGACGAGUACUUGCAAAAUAAUCCCGAGUUUCCCCCUGCUUCGGGCAGACCACGCGCGGUGCUGUUUGUGCUCGACCGCUCCGUCGACCCCGCCGCCCCGCUCCUGCACGAAUUCUGGUACCAAGCCAUGGCCAACGACCUCUUGAACAUCACCGACGGCGUCCACUACAAAUACAAAUACACCAACACCGUCGGGGGCAAAGAGGAAAAAGUAGCGAAUCUGGACGAGGAAGACCCCGUGUGGUGCUCGGUUAGGCAUUUGCAUAUGAAGGAUGCGAUUGAUACGUUGAUGACGGAUUUCGGCAAGUUUGCGCAGGAGCAUGCGGGGUUUAGAGGGGGAGGGAAUGUGAAUGUGAACGACCUGAAAGACAUGCUCGCGAGCUUGCCGCAAUUUCAGACACAAAGAGAACAGUUUUCAUUACAUCUCGACCUCGCGCAAGAGUGUAUGAACUUGUUUGAAAAGAAAAAGCUCAGUCAGGUGGCCAGUGUUGAGCAGUGUUGUGCGACGGGACAUACGGCGGAGGGAAAGACACCCAAGACUGUGGUCGAAGAGAUGGUGCCCCUCUUGGACGAUCGUCUCAACGUCACCUCGUUGGACAAGGUCCGAAUCAUCGCCCUGUAUAUCAUGUUCCGGGAAGGCGUCGCGGACGAGGACAGGCGCCGCUUGUACCAGCACGCUAGAUUGUCCAUUUCAGAGCAGGACAUGGUCAACAAUAUGGUCAACCUCGGUGUCAAAAUCAUCAAGGAUAACAGCAGGACCGGCAAAGGCCGCAUCAGGCAAAAAGCCGCCGUAUCAGAGGGCGAAUACGAACUGUCCCGAUACAAACCCGCCGUCCAAAUCAUCCUCGAAGACCAAAAAGCAAACCGCCUAGACCUCGCCCAAUUCCCAUUCACAAAAGACCCCCCUGCCGAGCUCCUCCCUUCUUCCUCGAGCGGCGGCGGUGGUGGCUCGCUACGUUCUGGCGGUGGGCAUGGAACGCAGGCAUCGCAUUUGCAGGUGUCCAAUAACCCCUCGGGGAGUUUGAGAUCUGCUAGACCGACGUGGCAUAAAGCUGCGAGUCAGCGGGCGACGAAUACCGAGGGCAAGCAGCGAUUUGUAAUCUUUAUCGCCGGAGGGAUGACGUACAGUGAGAUGAGGUGUGCGUAUACCGUCGGGCAAGCGUUGGGGAAGGACGUUUACAUCGGUUCCACACAUGUAUUGACGCCAGAGUUCUUCUGUACCCAACUAAGAGCACUCGGACGAGGAGGCGUGGGUGCAAACCCGCCGCAGCCAAUUCCCCUUCAUCCCGAAGGCCCUGCCCGUAUCAAUCGCGCCGAGCCCGGUGGAGCUGCCACAUAUCAAGAAAUCUUGAAUCAUCGCCACUGGCGUCCCCCCGUCGGUCCCCCGCCUCUCGCACCUCCACCCCAACCCGCCGCCACCGGAUCCACCUCUAAACUCAGCUCCAAGAAAUCCGGCCAGUCGAAUCUGUCAAACGACAUGUCUCAGCUUUCUCUCCAAUCUGGCUCUGAAUACGCCGGUAGUAUAAACGGAGGAGGGAAGAAGGAUAAGAAGGAUGGGGAGAAGAAGAAGAAGAAGCUGUUUGGGAUCAAGUUGUAAAACAGGGCAUGCAAGUGAAGGAAGGAAGGGAAGGGACAAAUCUUCUUGUUGUUGAUGAGAUCUGUGGUGUAUAUAUACGUAGUCGAGACGACAAGUCGUCCAAAAAUUACCUGUCCAUACAUGCAUAUUCAUAUCCAA
Messenger RNA from Cryptococcus amylolentus CBS 6039, 2519 nucleotides. RefSeq lists its product as hypothetical. The record is from RefSeq and is a predicted model, not a curated record. Gene Ontology annotation, cellular component: plasma membrane; secretory granule. Lineage: Eukaryota; Fungi; Basidiomycota; Tremellomycetes; Tremellales; Cryptococcaceae. The coding region runs from base 9 to 2381 and encodes 790 amino acids. Gene Ontology annotation, biological process: vesicle-mediated transport; intracellular protein transport. The transcript has 12 exons. Gene Ontology annotation, molecular function: syntaxin binding.